AUGGCUACCACGUUAUCCCCCCCAACUGUUGCUGAUAGUAAGGAGAAGAUAUCGGAUCCUAUGGAUACUGUCAUUCCUAGCAAAGAGUACAAAUGGUGGUUGAAUAACAUCGAUCACCUGACCACUCCGGAGCGCCGUAAAGUCCUUGAGAAUUAUAGUAAUAUUCCUCCUGAGGAUGUCCGUCAACAUAUUUAUGACAUUCGUAAGAAAGCAUGGGCAGUUCGCCAAUAUCCAUGCACAGGAAUGGCUCGCUUCCUCGAUAAUCUUCUCGCUCAGUCCCCAGUCUAUAGCGAUAUUGUCGCCCGACUUAAAAAAGGGGACUCGUUCAUAGACAUUGGAUGUUUCCUCGGUCAAGAAUUGCGUCAAUUAGUCUGGGAUCUCGACGGUGCACCAACGACAAAUAUUCAUGCUAUAGAUAUAGUUAAUCACUGGGACCUGGGAUACGAAUUCUUCAAGGAUAAAGAUAGGUUUCAGGUUGAUUUCUUCCAAGAUGACAUGUUGCAGCCAGGGGAAAAGUUGAGGGCGUUACAAGGAACCAUGGAUGUUAUUCUUGUCAACCAGAUUUUUCAUCAGUGGGGAAUCGAGAAUCAAAUUGAGGGUGCUAUACAAUUGGUUAAAUUGUCUCGAGCUCGUCCAGGUAGUUUGAUCUUGGGUAACCAAGCCGGUGUGCCGGAGCAACGGGAGUUGCUCGGUCCCAAAGGCUCGAAAUACAGAUCCCUCGUGCACUCCCCGCAAAGCUGGAAGGAUAUGUGGGAUGAAGUCGGGAAGAGAACAGGAACGCAAUGGAAGACGGAAUCAAAGUUGUUGACUUGGGAGCAACUCGGACAUGAUCCCGAGGAAACGGCAUACAUGGGAAGAGAUAUUUUGAUGUUGGAAUUUGUCAUUACGAGGCAGUGA
Messenger RNA from Sclerotinia sclerotiorum 1980 UF-70, 897 nucleotides. RefSeq lists its product as hypothetical. The record is from RefSeq and is a predicted model, not a curated record. The transcript has 3 exons. NCBI's taxonomy places the organism in Eukaryota, Fungi, Ascomycota, Leotiomycetes, Helotiales, Sclerotiniaceae. Bases 1 to 897 code for a protein of 298 amino acids.